ACUGUCAGAUGGAAAAAACAAUGUGAGUUUAAUCUGUUCUACGAUUCUUAUUGUAAAAAAUAUGGCUAGGUCCAAAAGUUGAUAUAACAUUUAUUCGUAUAUAUAAUAAUAACAAAGUGUUUGUUUGAGUUUAUUGACGUUCUCAUUGGAAGAAUGACCCACAUAGAGAAACGCCAGCCUCAGCCAGGAAAGGAGGCGAUACAUUCUGGGCACUUCAUGGUGUCGCAUUUUGAAGCUGAGGCUCAAGAUGAAUUUGACGACUUAGCUGUUCCUGUUCCGGAGGAAGAACAAAACGUUCAAAAGGUUUCGGGAAUCACCACGUACACGGUGGCUCGGUCGAAGGAACUAUUUCUGCCCUCGGAUAAACAAGAAAAUAAACAUCAUCAACAAGUCUCUAUUGAAAUAUCUCUUACAAAAUUAUUUAAAUGUAUGACAUUAGCUUACAGACAAAAACUAACAUCACCAAAAUGGAAUCGUUUCAAAGGUAUAAAACUUCGGUGGAAGGACAAGAUCAGACUGAACAACGUUAUAUGGAGAUGCUGGCAUAUGCAAUUCAUAAAGAAACAGAACACUUUAGUUUGCCAGUUCGCUUCCCCGUUGGAUGUUGACACACACGUGAAACCAGAGACAACAAUUUUAGAAGGCAAAUAUUGGAAGAGAAGAGCCGAAGCAGUAAUAGCAGAGUAUAAAAAAUGGCGGAUGUUUCAUAUAAUGCGCCUCUUUGGCAAGGGGGACUCUGCUGUGCAAGAUUCGAUCUCGGAAAUGGACACAGUGGAGUCAUUCUCACAAUGCAGCGACUUCGCAGGCAAUAUGCUUACAGACGAGGACUACCUCAACUUCAUGAGUGACACAUUGUUUUCCACCAUCACUAGCAAUCAGCCGUUCGCAUUUCCGGAUUGUAGGGAAAUUGCUAGAGGAACGAAUUUGGCGGACUUUAUUCAACCAAGUUUAGGGCCUUUGCAACCUAAUCUUGAUGAUUUUAUGGAAUUGGAACCUUUACAAGUUCUUACAGAACUAUUAUCGCCUCGUUUACCGCCUGUACCCGAAGAAAGCACUCUCGCUCCUGAAGACAACCUGUACAGGAGUGGUAUGUCAGUGGAUUCCUAUAGCUCGCAGGGGUACAUAACAGCAAGUCAGACACCGAGCUCAGUCACAAUGCCUACCAGUCAAAUGUCUAUUCAUGGCACCAAUAACAAUACUCAAAUGAUAACAAUGUCUGAUCAGACCAUCAAAAACGAACAAAUGCGAAUGUAUGAUAAUGGAAGGCAGUAUAUACAAACAACCUUACCGCAGAAUAUGAUGAAUACUCAAGAGAUGCUUUCUCCGUUUCCUCCGACAUCGUUUGAACAGCAUGGCGCUGCGCAGCCUGGUUCCCAAAUUAAUAAUCUUUACAUGAGUAAAACACGACUACAGUAUGCAAAUGCACCUAAAAUUGUAUCUCAAUCAGAGGCAUGCUAUUCUAAAUAUAACAACUCAGUCAUACCGCCAUCGCAAACGGCCCCAGAAACAGUUUCGUUACUUCAGCAACCGCCGUCGAGUCCUAAGUACACGUCGACGAUAGUAUUACCGGGGCGGAGCGGGUAUACCCGUGAGAAGCCGAGGCCGCGGCUGUCUCACUAUGCGAAUCAGCUUCCGAAUAACCAGUACCAAGGUUAUGGUCAACAACACGGGCCGACCGGCGCACAGGUGGCCCCUCAGGUUUACGACUCUCGUUCAGGGGCGGUACGGCAAAGUACAACGCAAAUGCAAUAUCUGCAACCGGCUCCCGUAGAGCCGUACAAACCUAAAACUGUAUCGGCCGGUGUUGGCGCCCGCUCUUUCAAAAUUCCUUCAUCGACUCUCGCACCGCCGACUUCACAGCAGGUGUGUAGCGUGAGCGCGUUGAGUCCAGGCGCGCGCGGCGGCAAGCAGGAGCAGUUCCGGUCGCAGAGCCUGCCGCUGGGCGCGCAGCUCAACGCCGACUGGUCGGUGAGCACGCCGGCGCCAGCAGCGCCGCCCGCGCCGCCAGCGCCGCCCGACCCCGCCGCACUCAACGCCUCUGCCUCCGCCCUCACAGCACCCACUGUCCUUACGGCCGCAACCGCCAGGCACACCGCUAGAGCACGCGAGACGAAUCCGAGUACACUGCGGAUGCGGUCUCGUUCAACUUCGAGUGGUUUAUUACUGGAGAGCGGAGCCAGCAACUCGUCGAGCGGCCCGCCUCGCCGGCCACCGCCGCUCAACAGCGUUGCUUCUGAACCUAGUCUGCCACAAGAAAGUGUUAUGCUUGCUCAACUCCUGUCUUCCCAACAUUCUCAAAGCUUAUACAAAGUUAAUAGUAAUAGUGAAGAGGGCUUGGCUGGAGGCGAUCCGACCAGGUCACCAGUGCGAAGACUUCAACCCUCACCAAUUGGCAGCGACAUUAUGUCACCACAUCACUCGCUGUCGCCGCCGACGUCGCCGCAGUCGCCGCGCGCGGGCAGCCCGCGCGAACCCCGCCGCACGCACCUGCACGCCGAGCAGAAGCGCCGCUACAACAUCAAGAACGGCUUCGACACGCUGCAGGCACUCAUACCGCACCUCAACGCCAACCCAGCUGCCAAGAUUAGUAAAGCGGCCAUGUUACAAAAGGGCGCAGAAUAUAUUAAGCAGCUGAAGGCAGAAAGGAAUCAAAUUAAAGAAGAAAUGGAUAAUUUGAGGCAGCAAAUCGAAUGCUUGAACAAUUCUAUUUCUAACUGCCACUCGCUGCUGCCGGCGACGGGCGCGCCCGUGUCUCGAGCUCGAGCGGGCCGCUUGCGUGAGAUGUUCGCACGGCACGUCGCCAACCGCACCAUGCACAACUGGAAGUAUUGGCUCUUCAGCGUGGUGGCGGCGGCACUGGUGGAGUCGUUCAGCGCUUGCGUUUCGUGCGGCAGCGGCGCCGACCUCGUGCGCACCACGCUGCUGUGGGCCGAGCAGCACUGCUCACUCGUCGAGAUGCGUCCGGCCGUGCUGAACUCUCUGAGGGUUCUAUGCACAAAGACGGACAUUCUAACGAACCCUGAGAGGCUGCCAGAAGAAGCGCGGCAGGCGGUCGCCUCUAGCGCCGGCGUCAAGACCGAGCCCACCUAACGUGUCAUCACACAGCCACCGAACGUGUAUCCGUGUCUUUACCGGUAACCACAAAACCUUAGAUUUUUUCGUUUCUUUUUCUUUCAAAUGAUUUUUUUAAUCUGAUGUACAAUACAAUAGUUGAUAUAGGUUUAUUGGAGAUUUUGUAUUAUGUAAGUAAUUGAGAACUAAAAACAAAAUGGCACUUGAAUACUCUAGUCGAGCUACAAUGGCAUAUGAAUUAUUCAGUUUGUGCAUCAUCAUUUCAGCUAUUAUUCGUCCACUGCUGGACAUAAGCCUCUCCCAUAUACUGCCUUUAUGACAUGUUCAUUUAACACUAUUUGCUGCAGCUAUUAUUCUUAUAAAAUUUACACUUGCUUUCUUCUCUUGCUCUUUACUUCACUGGUUAAUUUAUCAACGUAAUUUUCUGUUUCUAAUAUGCGAUGAGUUACAAAGUUAUCUAGUGUAUUAUGAUAUGUUGAAACAAUGAUUUUGUAAAUACCAAGCUCAUUGUGUCAAUUAACUGUACUGUAUCAACAAUCUUUUGAUAUGUAAGGACUGAUACGGUAUCGUUGUAUGGGAUGGACUGUACAAAAAUUUGAUGUUCUAUUGUAAACGCAACUCCAUAUAUUGCCGGUAAAGACACGUAGACAUAAGAGUAUAGUAUUAAGUUCUCGGAUAUAGAUCAUAUUUUUAGUUUAUAUAAGAUUUUAUCAGAAUUGACGAAAAUCAAGCGAAGUUUAAAAGUGAGGGCCGUUCACUAUGGACUGGAAUUUGGACUACGAUUCGAUUUUACCGUUCACUUUUAUAAAAUACCUAUUGUUUAACGUCAGUUCUGAUUAUAUUGAUCAGUUAUGACUUAUGAUUCAUACAACAAAAUACCUCAAAACGUUAUUCAGGUGAAUUUUAUACCAUUUUGGUAAAUAUUUUAUGUACAAAUCUAGACACUGUUAGUCAGUACUUAACAAUAUUUACGCCGAAUGAGCGGCAGAAUGAGCUGGAAAACAUUAAUUUGUUUAAGAUUCUGUUACCUGCUUUAUUAUGCGAAAAUGUCAUUACACUUGGAGCGAUAUUUUUCGUAUAGUAAUAAAACAUCACAAAUUUUUAAUAAAACAAUUUAACUGAUAAGAUUUAUACAGUCAGUUUUGUAAAUAAGAAUACAUUAUUUUUUAAGGAAAAUAAAGUAUGUAUGUCGUGCCCUAAUUAAGCAAGUGGUUUAAACAGUGUACUCUAUUUGUUCUAUGUAUUUUUUUGAAUGGAAGAGCGGAUACUCGUUAUAAUGGGUAAUAAUGGAAUGGUAACCCUGCCUGCGCUCUCGAUAUACAUUGACGGGGCCUCAGUGAGAAAUGAUAGAUGAGGAUGGAAGUAGGUCUGUUAGCCCAUCGUGACGAAUUCCACUAGAAUUAACUACGAUGGUUCCUCGAGGGAAUCGCGUGAAGGUUGACCUAAAGGAGUACAUUACUAGCAACGGGACUGUUAGAUCUCCAUUACUAAUAAUCCUUUUUCCUUCCACGAGCGAAUACUGAAUGUUUUAAAUGUAAGACACAUUUAUCACUACGUUUCGUUUUAAAAUUAUUUUUAAAUGCUUUAUUGUGAUUGGGCUUACGACGCAUGGAAAAUGUCAUUUGAACUAUUAUGGAGACAGAAUAUAGUGUCAAAAUUCAGUUUUUAUAGAAUUUCUGGUUAUCUGUUGUCGUAAACGCACAAUUAAUACUUAGUUACGAAUUAAUUUUUCCUAAUUCUCAGAAGUAAAUUCAUUCCUUGUUUCUUUUACUAAUUUCUUUUAAAUAUAUAGAAUCACGCAUAUAUUUAUCUCUUUUAAUAUUAAAUACCGAUAAAAAUAUGAAACUAAUUAAUGUAUAAAAUCUGUUGCCUAAAGUAAAAUGUCUCAUAGUGUAUAUGAUAACGCUAAUAAAUAUAAAUGCCUGUAUUAUACUUGUUUGAAUAAAAUGUGGCCUAAUCUAGUGCCUUUGUACACUAUGUUAAUAAUACAAUAAUAUUCUCAUGUUAAAAUAUAAGAGACAAAUGUAGAUGUCUACUCAUGAAAUUACCAAAGAAUGUAACAUGGUCAUCCUACCAGAUGUUUCACUUUAUAUAACACUCUAUGUGAUAUUAUGCGUGAAGCAUUGGGAAUUCUGCCUGCCCGUCCUAUCCAAUUAGAUGUGUGAUAAGUAAUGAAAAGAAUUUAUAGAACAUGUCGAGAUUUAAUUUAGCAUUACUCUAAGUAUAUUUACGUAAGUUGUAUAAGUAAAUAUUUUUAUAUGAUUUGUGUGGUGACACAAAUGUUUUUAUAUAACUAUAUAUAAAUCGGUGCCAACGUAAAUAUUGUUGUAAUUUGUUAUGUAGUGAUAUAAUUUUAUGAUGCACCGUUGACUCUGGUAGCACGUUGUGUUUGUUGGUAAGCGCGCGGACGUCGCUGCGCUCAAUGUGAGCUUUAAACGAAUUAUGUGCAAUUGUUAAUCUGUUGGUAAAUAUAAUUUAAAAACAUG
Galleria mellonella (greater wax moth) is the source of this 5558-nucleotide messenger RNA. It is a transcript of the gene Mondo, whose product is annotated as carbohydrate-responsive element-binding protein. Gene Ontology annotation, cellular component: nucleus. The transcript has 17 exons. Gene Ontology annotation, biological process: regulation of transcription by RNA polymerase II. Bases 154 to 3090 code for a protein of 978 amino acids. The record is from RefSeq and is a predicted model, not a curated record. NCBI's taxonomy places the organism in Eukaryota, Metazoa, Arthropoda, Insecta, Lepidoptera, Pyralidae. Gene Ontology annotation, molecular function: DNA-binding transcription factor activity, RNA polymerase II-specific; RNA polymerase II cis-regulatory region sequence-specific DNA binding; protein dimerization activity.